CGACGUCGUUUUUUCCUCAUCCACAGCCUUUUAAACGCCAAAAUCUUCAAGCUCCCAUCUCUUACAAUCAACUCUCUCUCUCUCUCUCUCUCUCUCUGUGUGUGUGAAAAUUCUCUCUGAGAUAUCUCUCUCUCUCUGCAACAGGAGAAGAAGGGGAAACUUUGAUUUCUUUCUCUUCUUCUUCUUUCUUUACAAAGCCCACUUUUUUGUUCACAAAAUAUCAGCUUUUUUACAAAUAUUCUUGUUGGGGUUUCUUGAAAGUUGAAACUCUGUCUCUGUCUCUCUCUGUGUGUUGAAACCCAGAAAGGAAUAGCAAAAAAGAAGGGUCGUUUAUUUUUUAAAAACUAUGGCGACCAUUACUGGGUACACUGAAACUGCUCAAGGCUACCAAGACAAUACAAAUGUGGCUGUGGCCGCAGUGCCGAAGCACCCAAACCCUCCUGCUAAGACCGUUGAUACUCAGUCUGUUCUCAAAAGGUUGCAAUCUGAGUUGAUGGCCUUAAUGAUGAGUGGAGAAUCUGGGAUAUCUGCCUUCCCUGAGGAAGACAAUAUAUUCUGCUGGAAAGGGACAAUUGCUGGAAGCAAAGAUACUGUGUUUGAAGGAACAGAAUACAAGAUGUCUCUUUCAUUUCCGAAUGACUACCCAUUUAAGCCCCCGAAGGUCAAGUUUGAAACCGGCUGCUUCCAUCCCAAUGUGGAUGUGUAUGGAAAUAUUUGCUUGGACAUUCUUCAGGAUAAAUGGUCAUCAGCAUAUGAUGUGAGAACCAUACUGCUGUCUAUCCAAAGUCUGCUUGGAGAACCAAACAUAAGCUCACCUCUAAACACACAAGCGGCACAGCUCUGGAGCAAUCAAGAAGAAUAUAGGAAGAUGGUGGAGAAGUUGUACAAGCCUCCAAUUGCUGCUUAGUUUCAUCAUACCUUAAAAGAGUUUCCGAGAUGGAGAAUUUAUACAAGCCUUUGUCUUUCUUUUUGGAGAAGAGACAGAGACUGAAUUGAGCUUUCUUUUUCUUUUUGGUUCCCUUUUCUUUUGGUCCUGUGUGUUACUUUCUUCUUUACUUUGAUGAAUGAAUAUUAAUAGACAAUUGUUGUUUU
Molecule: messenger RNA, 1092 nt
Organism: Quercus robur (English oak)
Lineage: Eukaryota; Viridiplantae; Streptophyta; Magnoliopsida; Fagales; Fagaceae
Product: ubiquitin-conjugating enzyme E2 20
Exons: 6
Coding region: 347-907 (186 amino acids)
Source: RefSeq, a predicted model, not a curated record